Messenger RNA from Nannochloropsis gaditana CCMP526, 2133 nucleotides. RefSeq names its product chloride channel 7. Gene Ontology annotation, molecular function: voltage-gated chloride channel activity. The coding region runs from base 1 to 2133 and encodes 710 amino acids. The transcript is spliced from 5 exons. The record is from RefSeq and is a predicted model, not a curated record. Gene Ontology annotation, cellular component: membrane; intracellular membrane-bounded organelle. Gene Ontology annotation, biological process: transmembrane transport; chloride transport.
AUGAGCAAGACGGGAACCUCCAAGAGGUUGGAAACAAAAUUUUACGAUGGCAGACUCGAAAACGCUCUCUCCUCCGGUGGUUGCCUUAGCACGCUCACCGCGAAGGUGUUCGGGACAAUAUUUGCCGUAGCCGCCGGGCUGCCAGUGGGAAAAUAUGGCCCCAUGAUCCACAUUGGUAGCAUUGUAGCUGCCUGCACAAGCAGGCGCGCGCGUUUGAUUCGGCCUGUGGAUCGGCUGCUCGAGGCGGCGCGCGUUUUCUCAAAUCACUCCGAGAGGCGCGAUCUGGUUGUCGCUGGGGCGGCCGCUGGCGUUACGGCAGCCUUUGCGGCCCCUAUUGGCGGGCUUCUGCUGGCAUGGGAGGAAGGUUCUUCGUAUUGGAGUCUCAAGGUGACGUGGCGCGUAUUUUUUUGCGCGACAGGCACUCUCUUGUUCACCUACCUGCUAGCGGGGUCCCGGAUGGGGCCCGCGGGCGCCUCUCUCGUCGAUCCCUCCUACAUGCAGUCCUACGCCGGCUCAUUCUCCACAGGCAUUCGCGUCGCCAACGAAGAUUUGCUGCUUUUCGUCGGCAUGGGGGUGCUCGGGGGGAUACUAGGCGCUGCCUUCAACGCCCUGCACUGGCACAUGAGCCGUCUCCGCCAUUCCUACGUUUGCACCUGGCCUCGGCGCUUCAUGGAGGUGCUGGGCGUGACGGUCAUCGUCUCCACAGUGGGCUUCCUCGCCUCUUUCUUAAGCGAGAGCUGGGCCUGUCGACCGGUUCCGCCAGCGGAACCCUCAUUCUACGAAGACGCAGCAUACGUUGUUCCCUACUUGGAUAAGCUUCUGCCCCUCACCUGCGCGCCCGGGCACUACAACGAGGUGGCCUCCCUAUAUCUGAAUGACGGGGUAUCUGCCCUCCGCCUCCUCUUUCACUUGCCUCGCCUCAAUUUGAGCGACGGCAAACCCAUGUUCUCCCUGCAUGCCCUGGCCUUGUUCGCCGGCCCCUACUUUCUCUUCUUGGUCCUCGCGUUCGGCGUGUCAGUCCCCUCCGGCUUUUUCGUGCCGCAGCUCCUCCUGGGGGCGGCCCUGGGCCGGAUGGCAGGACAGGUUGUCGUGGUCUUCGGGCACCCCACCUAUCUGGGUCAGGUCCGUGUUUUCGCCAUCAUGGGGAGUGCCGCCUUCGUGGGCGGGAUCACGCGCAUGGUGCCUUCCAUGACCGUCAUCAUGCUUGAGGCCACGGGCAACCUGUUCUUCCUCCUCCCCUUCGCCUUGGUACUCCUCAGCGCUCACUGGGUUGGGGAUCUUUUCACGCCCUCUAUCUACGACAUGAUCAUCGAGAUCAAGGGCUACCCCUUCCUCCGCCCCGACCCGCCCAAGUGGGCGUUGGCUCAGCUCCGCGCGCGCGACUUGAUGACCCCUCAAGUCGUCUCGCUCAGACCUAUCGAGACGGUCAAGCGCGUGCAAGAGGUUUUGUGCACCACAGGGCAUAACAUGUUCCCGCUCCUCUAUCCUUCCUCACACCCGACCCGAUCCGGCGCCCUUUUCGGCACGAUUAUGCGGGAGACACUCGUGGUCUUGCUGCAAGCGGCUAACUUCUCCUCCACGGCCUCAGUCAACAAUGAUCCAGACAAUCCUGAGCUUGCCUCGCCUGUUCUUGAUUUUGCGCAACUCCUCGAGUCGGCUGCCCGCCUCAGUAGCCGUGUCAUUGCCCAACCCGUCAUUCCCCUCACCCCGGAGGAUGAAAGCAAAUGGAUGGACUUGCGACCUUACAGCAAUCCCAGUGUCUAUUUCGUGACAGAGGAUUCGAGUGUCACGAAAGUCUACCGUCUCUUCCGGGGCUUAGGGCUUAGACACUUACUUGUGCUGAGCAUAGAGCGAGAUCCCGUGACAGAUCCGGUUGUCAGCCCGUCAGGUCAUAUUUAUUCGCGAGAGGCCAUUGUCGAGUAUCUAUUAUCUAAGACGCAAGACCUCAAGCGCCAGCGCGUCCUGUAUGAGCAACAAAGAGAAGAAGAGCAGGAGAGAAUGGAGGCGGCCUUGAACGAGGAAAAGGAAAAGGAUGUGCACCGCUUCGUGGAGAGGCAGACGUCGACCUUUGAGGAGGCAGCUCCGCGGCAAGGUAGUGUGCGAAGGACAAGUUUUGAGGUUCAGAAUGGGUAA